Molecule: messenger RNA, 1671 nt
Organism: Nematocida parisii ERTm1
Lineage: Eukaryota; Fungi; Microsporidia
Exons: 1
Coding region: 1-1590 (529 amino acids)
Source: RefSeq, a predicted model, not a curated record
AUGCAUGCUGUGACUAUAGUGGAUUUAAGUAAAAAAGAGGUAGAGAUAAAGAAGAAAGAGGUGAAAAAGAAAAGAAGAAUAGUGGACGUGUAUGACAUAACAGACCCAUUCUACCAAGAAGACGAGGAAGUGACUACAUUUGAGUGCAGGUAUGAGAACUUCUUCUGUUUAUCAGGAGAUGCUCCAGCUGAGAAAAAGAAAGAAGCAGAGGGCGAGUCCGAAGAAAAGACAAAAAAAGACAAAAAAGAAACUGCCCGAGAAAGAUAUGCUAAGCAGAAACAGGAUAGGUUAGAAGAAUAUUCGGAAGUACCAAGCGAUCAGAAGGCAAAGGCGCUAAAAGAACUAGCAGUACUUGAAUUGCUGACUGCGCAAGAACCAGCUGCCAAAGAUUUAGUAGAUGCAAUUAUGGGGCUAUACCCAAAUGAAAACAAAGAAGAGAUAAAAAACAUUAUAGAAAAGGUGCUUAGCAAAGAAGGUAUGGAGGGAAUAUUUGCUGAAGCAGAAAAAACAAAGAAAGAGCUAUCGAAUGAAAUCCAGCCAGAAAUAUUAAAGAGAGUCAAAAAGAACGAAGUGACUGAUGCACAAGAAAUUCAAUUUGACAAUGAACUUCUUGAUCUGUUAGUUAGGUAUACGGAUGUGGAGUACUUAAUAUUUUACAUAAAGCUAUUUAUAUCUGGCAAGAAGAGAAUAUUGGAGCAUAAGGUUAAAAAGAACGCGGUUAUAGCGCUGCAAGAACUAUUCCCAGCAGAAUGUAGAUCUUCAUCACUAGGAAAGAAAAUAGCAAUGCAUGUAAUUAGAAAGAAAAAGCCAGACCAGGCAAAAGAGUCGUACUCUGAAGGAAAUGCGGAUGUUCACAGUAAUACUGAAGAAGAGGCGCUUCCUAAGCAAACAGAAGCUCCAGAAAAUACAAAUAAAACAGAUGAACCCGUGGCAUUGAAAAAACCAGGGCCUAUUAAAAGCACAGACGAUGCUGAGAUAUUAAAAGAAGAAAAAUUAGACUCCUCUGUGGUAUUAUCCGAAAAUCAAGAGAAAGACUUGCCCAAAGAAGAAAAUAUUACAGAAUCUGAUCUAAAUACUAAAGAGCCAGAACCAAACACUGAUAUAAAAAAAGACAAUAUAGACAAAUUUGACGAGGGCACGAUUAACCCAAGCAAGCUAAUAGAUGUUGUAAAAAAACCGGUAGAGAAGAAAGGGAGGCAGGCAAAAACAAGAAAGGCCGCUAAUUUAAAGGUUAAUUCAUCUGGAAAGAGAAAGCCGCCUGCAUUGGAACCCGCAGCACAAGAGGCUGAGCCAUCACCUUUAAGUAUUUCAGAGAAUACCUCUGCGCCAGCGCCAUCUGCUGAAAUAGACAGCACAAUAGACUUAUCGAAUAAAAAAACUUCCAAAAGACAAAUUACCAGAAAUAUUUCAAAGCCAAGAAAAGGAAGAGUAGUGAAAGAAAAGGCGGCACCUGCUAGAGCUUCUAAGAGACAAAAGAAAAAUCUUCUGCCAGAGUCUGUAGACAUAGAUACCUUGCAUGAAGAUGAUUCUACAGGUCAAAAAGAUGCAAAAAAAAUCAAAAAAAAAUCAAAAAGAGUCAAAAGAUACUGAUAAUAAUUCUGAAGAAUUUGUUUCGUCUGACAUGGAUACGAUAGUUGUGUAAUGUUGUGUAUAUUUAGGGCAUGGGAAUGG